This is a messenger RNA of Amoebophrya sp. A120, 670 nucleotides long. NCBI's taxonomy places the organism in Eukaryota, Dinophyceae, Syndiniales, Amoebophryaceae. The record is from the annotation of a GenBank genome assembly.
CGAGAACACGGGCGAUAGUGGCGCAUUUGACGGUUCGAAAGGCCCGCCCUACCCCUCGGACACCUACAAGAGCGCGGAGUAUGGGUAUGCCCACAUCGGAGACGGCAAACUGCCCAUCGAGGAAGACGAAUGGCGAAAGGCCCAUCCCAGAAGCUGGAAGGCGGGUGAUUUCUUUAUGGCUGAUAAGAACCAAGACAAUGAGAUCGAUGGUAUGGAUGUGUCAGGAUUGAAAUCGCCAAAGUUGGAAUGAUUUGUCACGCAAAUAAUGCAGCCCACAAAGAAACAAAGUGCCUGUCUUGCAGAGUAGGCAAGUGAGGCACAUUGUAAGCCUGUUGAGGGGUAGCAACUGAGGUGCUAAAAUAGCAUGACAGGAGCAGUCUUCUUUGCCGAAACAGCAUGACAGACUGGAUUUCGGCUCUGCCCAAAUUUGUCAUGCACCGCUUGAAAAUUGUAAUUGGGCUUCUGACUGGUAUCGAUAUUAUGCAUUGCCUUUGUCGAUUUCAAUCCUGACACUCCCAUAGAGGUGGAGGUGCAGGACGAACUACUCGCCUUGCAGGAGGAGCAGCACGGCCUGGACUCCAACCAGGCGUUGCACAUCGGCAUCGAUGGUCUUACCAGGGCGCAGAAAGACGCACUACACCUUGGACCGGCGCAAACCCUCGACGAAGAC